This is a messenger RNA of Racocetra fulgida, 375 nucleotides long. NCBI's taxonomy places the organism in Eukaryota, Fungi, Glomeromycota, Glomeromycetes, Diversisporales, Gigasporaceae. The record is from the annotation of a GenBank genome assembly.
AACAGAGUUCAGCUUUUACCAGACUUGAAUGGUUUGAAAACCGUCAUUUAGAUGAACCACAAGAAAUAUUAUUGAAAAGAAAAUUAGACUCUUUUGUUAAUGACAAAGAGUUUUACAAAAGAAUUGAUCUCUAUUAUCUUAAUCUCAAAGAAAUUAAAAAUGAUAAUGAUAUGAGUGCUGCCUUUAGUUCUGUUCCACCGAUUCAAAUAAUUGUUCUUGAAGAUGUUGAUACACAAUCAAAUAUUCUUUAUAAAAGAGGCGUUAGCCACCCAAAUUAUCAUAACUUUAUAUCUGAAGAUUUUAUAAAAGAAAAUGAUGAUCUAUCAAAAUAUAAAGAUUUAUUUUCAUUUAUUAGUUUAUCUAAUUUUCUUGGAU